GUUUCGUGAGGGUGGCUGGAUUGGCGCGACUGCAGCUGUAGGGGAGCGCAAAACAACGUCUGUAGGGUACUGGACACUUGGAAUUGGUUCCAAGUGCAUUUAUAUGUGAGUUUCGGAAUACAGAAGCGAUAUGGAAGCGGAAGGCGAUUUCUGUGAUGAACUGUACGGCGAUUUCAGCCAGGGUCAUUCUGAUUCGCCUUUAGUCUACGAUGACAAUUCGGUGGAUAUCUACUCGGGGCUGGACGGUGAAAAAAGUCCCAAUAAUGCUGCAAGUGCAGAGAUAUCCAGCACGCUGUUCUCACCAGACAGGCUUAAAGAGUCUAUGGACUUGUAUGAAGAAUUCCUCACUGAAGAGGGGAAGAAAAAGGAGGCCACUUACAAUGACCUGAAGGCUAAACUGGGGGAAACACAGAAGCAGGUUAAAGAAUUGCUUGGGAGACUGCAGCAAGUCCAGACUCAGAACAUCGCUCUGCAUAACGAAAACGCACAUCUGAAGAAGAACAUAUGCUCCCUGCUCAAGACGGCUCGGAUGGAGAUCAUCCGCAAGGACGAAGAGAUCAACAGACUUAAUCAAAGAUCUGUUCGUGGCGGAUUCAGCCAUUGUCUUCCUCGGCCAAUGAUGAACAUUAGUAACAAGAGACGGAGUUACACAGAACCACAAGCACCUGUUGGAACAUAUGAAACCCGAGUUAACUGCACUUCAAGGGAUGCAUCUCAACAGAUGCACAAGGACAAUACUUCUAGUCACACAGAUGGAACUUUGAAUAUAGAAAACUCUGUUAUAAUACCCAGCCCUCAUAAUAGUGCAGGGUGUAGUGUGAAUUCACUAGUGUCCAGUAAACACGCUGUUUCAACUGCUGACAGCUGUAGUAAGGACUCAAGAAGCCUGGUGCCUUUAUGCAGAGAGGAACUUGGUCUGUCCAACAAGUCUUGUUUAGAAGAUGACAAGAGACAGAAACCACCAGCAGAACCUCCAGAAAGCAGGAGAGCAAAGCUCCGGUACCCCGAAGAAAAGAAUAAGGUUGAUAAAGAUUUGAACAAGGCGGAUCAAACGAAAGACAGGGAAAAACCAGACAGAGAACCUAGAGACUCCGAUAAAGAGAGUAUGAAAUACAGCCGAAGGAGAAGCCAGUACCCGGAGAGGGUUUCUGAGCUACCCAGGAGAUCUGGAAGAGGGAAAAGCCCCCCGUUUGAUAGCUCUCAGCAGGCGACUGCCGAUUCACAUGGUUCAAAGGGCCGCGUCAGAGACGGCGAAGUUCAGACGAGAAACAGCAGUCGGGAUAAGAGACAGAGCCAAGACCAGGAGCGCUCAGAGAAAAAGCAACAUGAGGCUGGUGGCAAGGAAGGAAAGACCGCAUCGAGCUCACAUCAAAAUCGCCACCGAGACAAACUUUUAAGUUCCUCCUUAAGCAGGAAGGGGGACAGAAGCCCCCUGAGAGAGGAGCACAGGAAAGAAGAGAGGAGGAGAGAUGACGCAAAAGGGAGACGGCAGGAGGCUAGCAAGAAGCACGAGAGAGCAAAAGAAAAGCAGAAGGAUAAAAGGGAGAGAAGUUCGGAAGUAAGAAAAGAUGAAGAGAAAAGACCGUCUGAUUGCUCUCCUAAAUCUAGUAGGCACAAGGAUGUCUCUUCUUCUGGCAGGCAUUCUCCUGUUAAAGAAAGCCGCACACCAGUGGAGAAAACAGUUGUGGACAAAAGCGUCAAGCAGAGGGAGAAGGAAACCCAAGCAAACACAGUGGACAAGUUAGAGACUGUUGUCAGGACUUGUGAAGGUGAACAUGUAAAAAGCCCUGAAGACAGUAGGAAGUUUAAAAAAUUAAGCUUCAUGGAAACUCUGAAUCUCACUCUUUCACCCGUGAAGAAACCAAAACUUUUCACUGAAAGCUUGGAACCAAGUAACUGUGUUACAGAAGAGGGAGUUCCGGAGAGUCAAGUGGAACAGCCCAGUUUGUUUGAGUUAGGGGAGAAAUAUUGCGUCAUAGAUGAGAUUGAAACUAGCAGUGAGUCUUUAGAACAUGCAGAGGAGGUUAUUGGAUUUCAGGCAGAGAUCAGUUCAAGCUGCACUGCAACCGAUCCCAUAGAGAAACCUUCGUCCACUGCACCACUGAGUACCGGAGGGCAAUGUGGGACACCUCAUGAAAAGGAACAAGUCCAGCUCAACGUCGCCAAUAUACAUCCGGAGUGUGAAGCGGGAAGAGAGCUGGAUCAAGAAGUAGCCUCGGAGACUGCUGAAACAGAAGUGCCUGAUGAAAUGGAACUGGAGGUCAAAAGUACUGAAUCGGAGAAAAACCCAGUUCCCAGUGGUUCCGACUCCCACACAGAAAUUCGGGGCUCUGACUUACUUUUAAAACCGCCCAGUGAGUCUGUUAAUUGUGAUUCCCAAAGUGACGCUUCGGUUCAAAGUCUAGCUGUGGAUACUGAUCACCAUGCAUGGGAACCUCAGCAUUUAAAAGAGAAAACUUCAGAUUCCAAAGCCUGUGAUUCAGUAGCCCAGGAUACUCAAAGCCUGAUGGAUGCAUCUCAGGAAAACUGUGAGGCACAGAACAGUGUUAACUCAGAGAGCCAGAACAGUUCAGCUGUUAUACAGACACAGACCGUUACAUUAGAUGACGCAAACAGCCCUGUUACUGUUGGCGCUGGUGUCCAGGAUGCUACACUGAACACAGAAGACAGCAACGCUACGGUGUCCAGUACCGUCAGCAUAGAAGUGGAAUCUCAGAGUUCUUUCAGUGCUGCAGCUGUUUCAGACACGGGUGAAUGUACUGCUCCUUCUUGUUCGGUUGCCGCAAAAGAAAAAGGAAAAGAAACGCCUGACGCCCAUCUCAGUCCGCAGAAAGUACAAGUCCCAGAUGUGCCCAGAUUGAGCUCCACCUCGGCUGCUGAGAUGGUGCCUGCAGACGAGGGUUCGGUUAGUUCUUCCAAGCUGCAGGAACCUUGCCAGAGCUCGGAAGAGACGGAAAGGACCAGCCGUAAUUUAGAACCAGAUUCUACCAAAGAUGAAAAACGGGAUCUUGAGCCGUCUGCCCCGGAGCCAGUGUCUGACCGGCUGGCAGAAAUUCAGCUUUGCGAUGAAGACUCCAUGAUGGGCGCACUCAAAAAUAUCCCAAAAAUGCCUGUAGCUAUUAGCCCCCUCACAAGUCCUGUCCGGCCUGCCAAGAGAAGUCUAGGGCCUUGCUCACCUAGCAAGGCACCGUAUGUUAGGAGUCAGAGCAAAGAGCUAUCCACUGUGCCUGGGAUCUUCACUUUAAACUCCAAAAUGAUGGAAGUGAACAAGGAGAAUCAGAAACCAGACUGCAGUUUGCUGCAAGACCCAUUAAAAGACACUGAGGACACCCCACCUUCCUCUUCUUCUUCAGACGAGGAAGAGUUAGAGGAAGGAGAGAUAGUCAGCAACAGUGAAGCAGAAGAGGUUUCAGUCAUCACCAGUCCCCAGCAGGGUAAACAGAGUCCAGAGAAAAGCAGAACAAAGUUAUCCAGCCCAGAAGAACCGACUCUGCCAAAGAGGAAGCAUGCUAAGAGCCCACCAGUUUCUAAAACAAUCCCUGCCAAGAAAAAUAAAACCAUCUCUCCUACACCUAACGGGUCACCUUCCAACAAGAGACGCUUUCGCACAGUUCUGCCUUUUUUGCCCAAAACAGAUCCUUCCAGUAUACAUGAUGUCAUGGACAUGUUAAAAUUCAUACGCAAGCAAAUACGGAAAAAAUAUAUGAAGCUUCAGAAAAGCUUUCCGAAAAAAACUUUCUACAGCAUCAUUGACAUGUCUCUUUGGGAGUUUACAGACUUUGUUAAUAACCUGAACUGUACUAAACUCUGCAGCCUGGAAAACAAUUUGAAGUCCAGGCUGUGCAAGAUUAUUUCAACCACUCUCAAAAAGAUUUCCAACAAUGGUAUAGUGAACCGCAUCUUUGAACAGCAGGCCCCUAAUCUUAAGAAAAAGCUUUGGAUGUUUGUCGAAGAUCAGUUUGAUUUCUUAUUCAAAGAACUCCAGACUAAUCUCGUCAACAUGUGCAAAUCCUCUGACCCUGAAGUAUCAAGCACAGCAAGAAGGAAAGUAGAACAGAAGAGAAAUAAAGAAGAGCACCAGGCAACAAACUCUCCAAAACUAGUUUCCAAAGGCAAGGAAAAAAUAGCUGUAUCUGAAUCUAAAACACAGGAAUUUAAAAUUCAGUCCUCAACCAUGAACUCUAUGAAAAGAGGCUUAGGAAGCAGAGGCAAAAAUCUGAAAAUUGCCAUGGAGGAUGAAAUUCAUAAACCAGAAGAGCAGUGUAGUCCGUUGAUCCCAGAUAAGCAAGACUCAGCAGUUGUUAGCAAACACUCUGCAGCCAUGGCCCCCAAAAAUGUGUCUUCAACAGAAAGCCAUUGUCGAACCGUCCAUAAUAGUGCACUCCAUGAUAAGUCAGACUAUGAGAUCCUUACAGAGCAACAGGCAUCUAGCCUAACCUUCAACCUUGUUACAGAUUCUCAAAUGGGUGAAAUCUUUAAGUGUUUGCUACAAGGUUCAGACCUUUUGGAGCACAAUGUUCCUGGGGGAGACAACCAUAACUGGCCCAUUAGCACUCCUCGAAAAGAACCCCCCUGUGGGGAGAGUUUUGUGGGGUUGGCCACUCCAAGUAAGACUUUAACACCCCUAAAAACGGCAGCACUCAUCCCUUGGUCAGCCAUGACCCCGGAGAAAUUCCUGUCUUUGAGCCCUAAAACGGGGGUUCCCUUGAAUCCAGCUGUGCUGGAUGAGAGCUGCAUGCUGGAAGACCCAUCUAAUAUGCUUUUUAACAAAGCUGCACCAUCCUCUACUGUUACCCUCAGAUCGUAUUCAGUUUUGGCUGAAGAUCUAGCAGUUUCUCUCACCAUUCCUUCUCCUCUCAAAUCGGACAGCCACUUAAGCUUCCUACACCCCGUAAACGGAGCAGCCCCACUGGCACCAAAUAGUGUUCUUAGAGCCCAUUACAGCGAAGAUGCCUUACUGGAUGAAGAAGAUGCAACUGAGCAAGAUAUCCACUUGGCCUUGGACUCUGACAACUCUAGUAGUAGGUCAGAAGGUGGCAGCACGAGGCAAGAAGAUCCACCAAGUUUCCAGUUUAAACCCCAUUUGCCCAUGCAGGCAGUAGUGAUGGAGAAAUCAAAUGACCAUUUUAUUGUCAGAAUAAGACACACUUCCACUGGGCCGGAUCAGGAUGCUCCAAGCGAUGAAAAUGAGCCACUGAACGCCUCUGAAAAUUCGGAAGUACAACCAGGUAACGCGUGCCCAAGCACGGCUGUGGCGUCUUGUUCUGACGCCCCUUGUCCGAGUCGUGAUGGAACAGAUGCCUCCCUCACUGACAAAACUCCGUCAGAGCUCCCGGCUCCAGGCGGCAGCCCCCUCGGUCAAGAGGUCGACUUGCGCGGUGGAAACGGUGAGCAUAUACCCGGGGACCCUGCAAAGAAAUUACCGGACCCCCAGGAAGAUGACUCCGCUGGAGCUUCUGAAGAGCCGCCCCUUCCUGACGAGAACGGCGGGGAGGCCGGUCAGGACUGUAGCGACGACCGCGUCGCCAAGAAACGGAAGAGGCGUCACUCGGCGCCGAAGGCAAAGAGGGCCAAGACGGACGCGAGCCCGGAGAGACGCGCCACACCGAAGAAGAGGAGGAGGUCCAAGGAGAACGUGGAUAAGGCGCGGAAGUCCCCCAAAACCAAGGCGAAGGAACGAUCUUCUCUCGCGGUGUCGCCUAACAGCCUUUCCGCCAAGAACGUCGUCAAGAAGAAGGGCGAAGUGGUGGUGGCGUGGACCAGGGAUGAUGAUCGCACUAUUCUGGUUGAGCUCAAGAGGAAAGGUGCUUCUGAAGAAACCUUCUCUUCUCUUUCUGCAGAUCUAAACAAGUCACCAUCUCAGAUUGCCGAGAGGUUCUGCCAGCUGAUGAAACUCUUCAAAAAGAGGGAGCGAAUGAAAAACUGACUUCCUUCAGGCCUUGUGGGAAAGGCAAUGACAGCAGGAUGAAGCAGUGUGGAGUUUCCACAUGUGGAAGUGAGAAUGCAGCCACAGAAUCACAGUAUUGGCGGCAUGGGUCAGGAACACUGUGGCUUGGAAGACUGUGCGUCUCACUGCCUGUCCGUGUUCUGAGGACGCAGGAAGUAAGAAGGUGGAUCUGCGUGGGUUACUGAUCUACAGAUGCACACGCCUGUAUCCUCAGGAAAAAGAAAGCAUCACAGUCCUACAAGGACCUAAAAAUUACAAGGGCUUUUGAUGCUGUGCUACACAGCACAAUGGGAAAGAUGUAUUUUCUGUGGCUUUAAAAUGGCUUUUUUUUUCUCCAGGACAUCUGGCUAAACUGAAAGUGCAUUGCCAGAAAAAAUCUGUAAAGAAACUCAAGAUCAAGUUCAGCACUGAGAACGACAGGAGGGGGAAAAAAUGUUUAGCACAAACCUUUGUUUCUUCAGGUGUUGAAAAGGCUUGAACUCGAACUUCAUAAUGGCAUGAAGAUACACAGAAUUCUGAGAGAGGCAGAAAUCAUUCCAGCUGAAUACUGUAAUGAAAUUGUGUGAAAUGAUGACACCUAGUGGGGUAAAAGAAACAAGAUGUAAUGUUUUUGAACGAAAACGUUUUUCAGUUUUAAAUGACUGAGAAUCGUAGUGCAUUUUCAAGUACUGAAUUAACUGAAACAGCUGUAUAAUGUGAAUUUCUCAUAAGCAUUGCACUUUUGGCAGAUUGCGAAAAGUGUGCUGAGAUAUUUGUUAAAGUUCUCAAACCUAGUUAAUCUGCAUUGUCAGUCCCUGGAGUUACUGUAUAUCUGCAGGCUUGAUUAUACUUCAUUUAGCUGCUUUUUAAAAAUAAAUUCUACCUCAUUUUGAUUUUUCUAUCAAGACCCACAAAGCUUAACAGGAUGUCCUAUUUUGAUUAAUGCACAUGCUUUUUAGCAGCGUUGUUAGAAGAGCAGUGCAUGCAAUUUCAAAAAGACAGCUGAAUGUUUUAAACAGCUUUUAGUUAGGGAAUAACUUCAGUUAACACUUGAAUGAUUUCUACUCAUUUACUUUGCUAUGAAAGUGCAUUGGCUUUGAAGUUUAAAAUUUAAGUAUUAACGCAGCUAAUAAAUUGUCUGCAAACUACAGAGACGGAAUUCUUCCAUCAUGUUUCAUUAUGCUGUGUCUCAGUAUGUUUUUAAAUCACUUUUCAUUGCUGGACCAUACAAAUGUCAGAAUCCACAGGUUCACUGACUAGACUUUCAGCAUUCAGCCUUACAGUUGACAUUUGCUCGUAUUUUAUUUCGGUAUGUGUUUAGAAACACCAUGCUGGAUUGUAUCCCAUAAGGUUCAAGUGUCAUCAAAUGAGGAUAUUUAUUGCCCAUUCUAAAUAUCUGUGCUCACAUAAUGAAAAAUAUUCAGGUAGUACUUUAGACAUUUGGAAAAUUAGUUGAAAAGUAUGCAUGUUUUUUCCAGUUUUUGUUUGUUUAAAACAUGGUUAAAUACUUAAAAAUGGCACUGGAAAUGACUUUCUGGGUUUUAUGCCCAGUUUUCUUUGUUAAUGGUGUCAAAUUGUGAUGUCAAAAUUAUCUUUUGACUAUCCAGGCUUUCUUGCUUUCUGAAGUUUUAACUGAUGUUUUUAAGCCAGUCUUCUUUUUAAAGUUUAUAUUUGAAAAAUGCCAAGCAAUAUAACUAAAAAUGUUAACUUGUAUAAUACAACUGCUGUGUAAAUACUUGUACAUAAAAUAUAGGGAUUUUUUUUCUGUGUAAAGUUGCUUUUUUAUUUCAAUUGCCAUUAUCUAUUUUGUGUACAUUUUGAUAACGUUGAAGAGCAGUAAGACUUAACUCAUCAGUAUCUGAAAUUUCUGUUCAUUGCAAUCAAAGCCUAACUGUGAAUGUUGUAUAUAUUUUUCAUAAUGUUUUAAAAUAAAUUAAUUUAUUUCUGCUGA
Lepisosteus oculatus (spotted gar) is the source of this 7877-nucleotide messenger RNA. It is a transcript of the gene casp8ap2, whose product is annotated as caspase 8 associated protein 2. NCBI's taxonomy places the organism in Eukaryota, Metazoa, Chordata, Actinopteri, Semionotiformes, Lepisosteidae. Gene Ontology annotation, molecular function: transcription corepressor activity. Gene Ontology annotation, cellular component: mitochondrion; PML body. The record is from RefSeq and is a predicted model, not a curated record. Gene Ontology annotation, biological process: extrinsic apoptotic signaling pathway via death domain receptors; Fas signaling pathway.